AUGCAAUUCUCAAAAGUUUUAGGUGCUUCAGCUAUCGCUGCCGUUGCUUCAGCUCAAUACGCUAACGUUACUUCAACUGCUGAAGUUUACUCAAACCAAACAACUGUCAUCACUGUUACUUCAUGUGAAGAAAACAAAUGUACUGAAGUUCCAGUCACCACCGGUGUUACCGUUGUUACUUCAACUGUUGACAAUGUUGUUACUGAAUACACCACUUACUGUCCAUUAUCAACUUCAGAAGCUCCAGCUCCAUCAUCCCAAGCUCCAAAAACCACCUCAGCUGCUCCAAAAGAUACCACCUCAACUGCUAACGUUGAUGUUACCUCAACUGUCGGUAACGCUACUACCCCAGGUGUUUCUACUCAAGAAGCUAACGGUGCUGCUAAAGCUGUUCCAGCUGUUGCUGCUAUCGCUGCUGGUGUUGCUUUAUUAUUCUAA
This is a messenger RNA of Hansenula ciferrii, 438 nucleotides long. RefSeq names its product Ccw12p (gene CCW12). The transcript has a single exon. The coding region runs from base 1 to 438 and encodes 145 amino acids. Lineage: Eukaryota; Fungi; Ascomycota; Saccharomycetes; Phaffomycetales; Wickerhamomycetaceae. The record is from RefSeq and is a predicted model, not a curated record.